AUGGAGAUGAAGUUCUUGUUCCGCGGCUUGACGCUGGUUCUGAUGGUGGCGUUGGGCGAAGCAGUUGGGGAUAGAAUGAAAUGGAGCAGAAAGGAGAUGGUGGAGAUGGCUGGCUACGGCGAGCUCAAACUCUCCUCUGUCCUUCUCACCGUCUCUCUUUUAUCUUCCUCCUCCCCUAUCCCUGGUGCUACGGUUGGGAUGAAAUGCCACAAUGGAUUUAGGAGGAGAUCCAAAUGGAUCAAAGCGGUCACUAAUGAGUUGGGGCAAGUCGUCAUUGAUCUUCCUUCUCACCUCCACGCAAUUCCUGACCUGGAAAAGGCCUGCUUCAUCAAACCACUCUCUAUCCCUGAACCAUAUCAAUAUUGCUCUUCUCCCAACAUUCAUAGAGGCAUUCAACUAGUUUCUUCUUCCAACGGCUCCCGAGUCUACACAGCCGGCAACAUCACCUUACACAGAGCACCAUGUAGAAAAGAAGAGAUUAUAAAUUAA
Molecule: messenger RNA, 489 nt
Organism: Arabis nemorensis
Lineage: Eukaryota; Viridiplantae; Streptophyta; Magnoliopsida; Brassicales; Brassicaceae
Source: the annotation of a GenBank genome assembly